GGUUACCAACACAGCCUCACAAAUUAAGGGUCAAAUCACACAUUUUUACCAUUGCAUUAUUGCUGCAAAAUGAGUGUAGCUACAUAUCUUACUUCAUAAAUAUGUUUCCUUGAUGACUGUUCAGCUAUCUUCCUUUUUUUAAAUACAGCACACAAACUGUUGGAACAGGUUAUUACUGUUGUCAUUUGAGUAUUUGACACAUUAAACGAACUCAGACUUGUUGGAUUUGUCCUGUAAGUUCUCAUUGAAGUUAGCCAAAACAGAACCUUGGGAGUUCAGGUUUGCUGUGGACGUGCUCAAUAAUAUGUCACUGUUUUUGUGAUGAGUCCUUCAAUUUCAGCAUGUUAUUGAUUAAAAAGCUCAAGGAUGUCUGGUGUUGGGUACACCAUGAUCCUGAAGCACCCAGAGGCAAACUCAUAUCUAAACCAGUGAAAAGCAGAGCGGGAGGAUUUAGUUCUCAUUCUUGUUUCACUAUCCUGACCUAAGACCAUGUCAAGACUGAACUGUCUCUGGAUUUAUGUGUCUCUCCUCUAUGGAUCUGCAGUAUUUUCUUCAAAUAUUUCAGCCCAUAAUCAGCUACCAAAUGUGACUCUGGGUCAAGAUGUGAAGGACAAAGGCAUGGAUUCAUCAUUUCUUCAGCUGAGGGUCAGUUUAACAUCCUACUUGCAGCCAAUCCGCCCAUACACCCUGAUGACAAGGACUGAAGACUACCAAUACUUGCCUAAACCAAGACAUCGCCGCCUGUCUCAGCUCCUGCAUCUCCUGGGUUCCUCAUAUGAUGUGUUUUGGAUGUCUAUAGAGCAGCCAUCUGAAGGCCCUGGGGGUCAGGGUGAUAGAAAUUCUUUGUUGCGUGGUUUCCAUCUGCCUGCCAAUUUGCCCAACAAAACCACUGCCAAAGAGAAUUUUAAUCUGAGUGAUUCUCCAGAGUUGAGAGAGGCUGCAGCAAACCAGCAUCUGAAGCUGGAGGAAGAAGCAACAGAUCUAGACCUUAGCUCUUUGUCAUCAGAUGUUGCCAGAUCGGCCAGGGACUGGCUAGUACGAUCAGCCACUUGUGAAUUAAGCUACCAAUGGGUAGAUCUGGGUCCUGCUUUCUGGCCACGUUGGCUGCGGCAGACUGAUUGUAAAAAAUCAGAUGGAGGGCAAAGUUGCUCUUUUCCUAGUGGGAUGGAGUGUGUGAGAGCCAAGACAUUUCACAUCAAGAUUCUGGCUUGGCACUGCUUUGACAUCAGAGGAGACGAUGGGCCUAGGAGGAUUAAAGCCGACAAGUCUGAUGGAAGCACUGUGAUCAGGACGAAAAGAUGUUUGUGGAGGCAGGUGUCUUAUCCUGUGGUCACAGCUUGUAAAUGUUCAUGCAAAUGAAUGUGCUUCACACCUGGGCCAAAGAUUUCCAAUCUGUAGUGUUGUCUUUAUUUCUGUAUUACGCUGUCAUCGAGUACAUGUUAUUGAUUAAACCAUAAUGUGUUGAUUAUUCCUCAAAUCCUUAAGCCUACUUCUAAUCACUCAAUAAACUACUUCUAUUU
Molecule: messenger RNA, 1520 nt
Organism: Labrus mixtus (cuckoo wrasse)
Lineage: Eukaryota; Metazoa; Chordata; Actinopteri; Labriformes; Labridae
Product: noggin-2-like
Exons: 1
Coding region: 490-1359 (289 amino acids)
Biological process (GO): negative regulation of BMP signaling pathway; dorsal/ventral pattern formation; osteoblast differentiation
Source: RefSeq, a predicted model, not a curated record